This is a messenger RNA of Drosophila virilis, 6924 nucleotides long. NCBI's taxonomy places the organism in Eukaryota, Metazoa, Arthropoda, Insecta, Diptera, Drosophilidae. The record is from RefSeq and is a predicted model, not a curated record.
CAUAAAAUUUAUAUAUUUAUAUAGGAAAUUAAAUUUCAAACGCCAGCCUCAAUUACUUAUUGUGUAUUUAGUCGCGUGUUUUAUGUUUUCUGCAACAUUUUGUAGACACAAUUUGGACAUUUGAAAAUCGCUGGCAACACAAUUGAUAAUAUAUAUACUUGUUGCACGAGAGGGCGCGCGCGGCAUGUUGGCUUACAUUUAGCAGCGACUGUUUUUCUUUGUUCAACAGUGGCUCCAAACAACGUACGUACGUAGAUUCGUGUCUCUUUCUCUCGGUGUGUGUACGCGCGUGUGUGUGUGUGUUAAAGUGCAUUUACACUGUGAUAUGGAGCAGCAGCGCUGGCGUCUUGGCAACAUUUCAUAGCUUAGCUACAUGUUGCUACAACAAACUACGAAAGUUUAUUGCCUGUUCGCUCGCUCACACACUCUCCACCCAGCGGAGAUUGACAAAAGCGUACAUUGAACUAUUGUCAUUUUCAUUGUUGUGGUUAAUAUUAGACGCGUUGUGCACAUUCCCAUUCCCAUCAGGAUGACCACCAUGCCGGUGGUGUGGUGCACCGAUCCAAAUUCGGUGAACAACAAACCAACUGCGUUUGCCCUGCACGGCAUACAGCUGCAGGGCAAUGUGACCGAGAAGCAGGUAAAUGCUUUGCGGGAACUGGUCAAUGCGGCGGCUGAGGGACGUCUUAUACUGCCCUCGGAUGGCACAUUUAUGCUGCUCGACAGCGGCCUCAGUAUCGAGAGCUCCAUACUGGCUGGCAAGCAAACGCCCGAUGCGGACAGAAGCCACAUGGAGCCCGCCAAGAAUACUAAGAACACAUAUAUACUGAUGCCGGUUAGCAAUAAUAAGAGCACAGGCAAUGUCACAACAACAACAACAACAACAGCAACGGCAACAAAUUCCACAACAAAAACAACAACGAUGGGCAGUGGCCAUGGCCAGUGCACACCGGCGGCCAUUGCUGCCGCGGCGGCACAAUUGGAAUUUCUGUUGGAACCAAAAUAUUCAACAUUAACGCCGCCCAAUUCACCGCCAAGCUCGGAGCCGGGCCAAGAGAUUCUGUACGAGUUUCUGUGCUGCGCCAAGUGCAUGAACGAGCAGCGUGCGGAUCAUAACGGCACCUGUGGCAGCCGGCGACUGCAGCGCUUCCUGCGGCACUGCAAUAAUGGAAGUGGCAGCAGCACGGAGCCGCCGCAGUUCAAUGAACUGGCGCCGGAAUUGAAUGUGAAUCCUGUGUGCAACAUUGCCAGCAAAUAUGCGCGACGUCAGCAACAGCUGCGUCACAAACAGCUGGCGACCAUCUCAAUGGGCAUUGCACGUAAUCGGCCCAAUGAGCGUCGUCAUCAUGGCAAAUUACCCAUGCACAGUGUGAAAAUCUUUCAUAAUCGCAGCAGUUACACUACCACGAGCGUGGGCGUGCCAGCAACAACAACAACGACGACGGCGACAACGACGACGGCGACUCCCAGUGAUAGUCGCCCGGCGACGGCAGCAGCAGAAGCUAGCGCGAGCGCCAGUUUAACGGUGACAGCGGCGCUGUCAACAACGCAGCAGCUGCGCAGCGGAACGCCGGUUUAUGCGAUUGUGAGCAAAAAGCGUGACGCAAGCAUUCAAAACUAUGAAAAGAACAACAACAACAGCAACAAUACUAACAACAACAGCAACAACGGCACAAACAACAUCAUGUUAGCUGCUGUGCCAGAGGAGCCCAGCCAUUCGAGUCCCACAACGGUUCAAGAUCUAAUCAGUUUUGAGGAUGAUGAACCCAUUGAACCACAAACUGCCAGCUUAGCCAAUGCAGCGGCAGCAACUGCAACAACUGCAGCAGCAGCAACAGCAACAACUGCAGCAACAACAACAACAACUACCAACAACUGUGAUAAGCAACAACAAGUGGAUCUGCUCUGUGCGCCCAACGAUGUGGCCGGGCUGCUAUCAACGCUGCUGGUGACGCCGCCGCCGACGCCGCCCAAGCCAAACUCGCCGGGUUCGAAUAGUUCCAGUCGGAAGACUAGCUUUGAUUCCACCUGCACGGUCAGCUCACUGGACUCGGGCUUUAUGGAGAUGCAGAACAAAUUGGACGCGUUGGCUGCCGCGGCGGCUGUUGCUGCUGCCGGCGGUGAGAAGAUCGCGCGACGCAACUACAAGGAAUGCCUGACGCAGUCGCGCAAUCGCCGCAAAUCCUAUGAAGAGUUCAAAGCCAUGUUCGCUGAGGUGACGCAGCCGGAAGCGCUGGCGCGGCUCACAAGGCGACGCUUCGGUGCCAUGCAGGAGCAACAGCAGCAACAAGUGGUUGCAAGUGUUGAGCUGGCAGCGGCGGCGGCCAUGCCCGUGGCGGCAGAUGACGCAACGCCAGCAGCAGCAGCAGCAACAACAGCAACAACAGCAACAUCAGCAACAACAGCAACAACAGCAACAACAACUACAACAACUAUAACAAACAGCAAUAACAGCGUGUUGACAAUGCUCGCCUCAAUAUCAGAACAAGAAACCACAAACAACAACAACAACAGCAAACCGGAUUGCGCAAACGAGUUUGCGGAUGAAAUGGAUACCGGCGACGAUUUAACAACAAAAACAGCAACGGCAACAGCAACCGUUGCCACCGCCGCCGCCACCACAGAAGCAAUGCGCAAGAAUUCCGAUUUUCUAUCGCAAAUACUUGAUCAACAGUUGGCGGCCAAGGAGCAGCGGGCCAAGGCGCACAAGCGACGCACAUCGUACGAGGAGUUCAAGCGGCUUGUGCGCGAAAUCGAUGCCAACAACAGCGACAUGGAGCAGCAAGCGCUGGAAUGUCAGCUGGACACACCCACAGCAACAGCAACAGCAGCAACAAUAACAUCAGCAGCAGCAGCAACAUCGCCGCUUAAACGUCAGAAUUCGAGACAGCGCAAAAGUUUUGCCUCCUACUUUCUGCCGCGUCGCAACUCGACAGCCAAAGAGCCAAAGACUGGGCAAAUUGAGCUGGCAGCUCCAGAGCAACAUCAACAGCAGCAACAGUUGCAAUCGUAUGCCAAAAUGGCGAGCAGGAAAGACAGCUGUAGCUCCAGCGUCAGCUCCAGUGCCAGCUAUAAGCGUAAUUUUAAAAUCUAUGAUAAGCUCAUCUAUGGCACUAUCUAUGACAUAAUACAGCGCAAGAACGAUAUCUAUCAGUUUACUUAUCAGAAGUACGACAAAUACAUGACCUAUGGCACCAUCUAUGAGAUACUGCAUCGCAAAGCAACGCCCAUGCACGGCAGCAACUCGCUGACCACAGGCAGCGCCGACAAAUGGCAGCGCAAGAGUCUCAGCUCCAUACUAGAACGCGACACGGCAGCAACGUGCACAGCAGCAGCAACAACAACAACGGCGCUGCAAAUGCAUAAAUCAAAUGAUGUGAUAUAUGAUAUAAUACAAAAGCAGCAGGAAAAGCGCGAAAAAGAACGUCAAGAGCAAAAGCUGAAACAACAGCAGCAGCAGCAACAGCAGCAAUUGCUGCAACAGGAUGCAUCAACAGACGCUGCCACAAAUUUGGGCACGCAUGUCACGCACAAAUAUGGCACAAUUUAUGACAUCCUACAAGGAGAGAAAUUGGAAACCAGCGAGGAGGCAGCCAACCCGAAACCAGUUGCUGCUACAACGCGUUUCGUGGUUAGCCAUGUGGACGAACAGCAGCAGCUGCAACAGCAGCAACAUGCCGCCGACAGCAGCAAUGUUGUUGCUGCGGCCGACACGAAGUGCAGUAAAAUGCGACGCUUGUCGAAUAUUCUAAGCUACAACAAAUCAGUCAGCAGCCAAACGCCACAGGAUGCCGCCAGCAAUGACAACAGCAGCGAACAGCAGCAGCAGCAACAACAGCAACAGCUGCUGGCUAAGCGCAGCCAGGCCAAGCGUCGCGUGGGCGUUAGCAAUCUGCUGCUGCCGCUGGACUCCGAGGAGCUGUACACGCGCAUUAUAGCGCAGCAGCGAUGCGCGGGUAGCAAUAGCACCAGCUGCGGCAGCAGCAAUAGCUCGGGCAGCGAUGCCGACUGUCAGAUGGCGCUGACGAAAUCCAAUUCCUUGGAUGCCAUAUCCAUGUCCGUGGCCAUUUCGCCACCAGCCACGCCGUCGCCGCCACGCCCGCGUCGCAGUCUCAAGCAGCACAAAUGCCUGCAGCAACAACAGCAGCAGCAACAGUUGCUGCCGCCGCUGAUGAAGAAGCACUCGCUGGACAAUUGUCUGGCGGCGCCCAAACAGCCGCAACGUCGCUGGUCGAAUCAAACGCUGCUCAAAUGCACAUGCCACAUGCUCGACGAGCUCAGCCAUCGGCCCGGCCAUAGCCAUAGCCAUUGCACUUGCCCAACGCCCACAAUAGUCAGCCCGCCCCCACCGCCGCCGCCGCCGCCGUCGUCUCAUGGAUUGUCUGUCAUUGAGAAGUGCCGCUCACUUCCCGCCGCCUGCUCGCAUACGUGCAUAAAUUUAAGCUCCGGCUGUGCCGAUGCGGCGGCCAAGUCUAACACGAAAACUACAACAACGACAACAACAACACAGCUAACAACGUUGACUGUCAAGAAAGGCAAAUCGCGUCGACUUUCGGAAUUUACGCGUGGUGAAUUUUUAAAUGAAAAAUCUUGGUACUUCCGCAAAAUCAAACGCAUUGAGGCUGAGAAAAAAUUGCUACUGCCGGAGAACGAGCACGGCGCAUUUUUAAUACGCGAUUCCGAGAGCCGUCACAAUGACUACUCGCUAUCAGUUCGCGAUGGCGAUACAGUUAAACAUUACCGCAUCAGACAAUUGGAUGAGGGCGGCUUCUUCAUUGCCAGACGCACAACAUUCAGAACGCUACAAGAGCUUGUCGAGCACUAUUCCAAGGAUUCGGAUGGCCUGUGCGUCAAUCUCUGCAAACCGUGUGUACAGACAAAUACAUUUACGGGUAUUUUUGAGAUUGAAAAACCUGUCACCGAGGGCCUAUCGCAUCGAACACGCGAUCAAUGGGAAAUCGACAGAACUUCGUUAAAAUUCGUACGCAAACUGGGCUCCGGACAGUUUGGAGACGUCUGGGAGGGACUAUGGAAUAAUACAACGCCCGUGGCUAUCAAAACCCUCAAGUCGGGCACAAUGGAUCCCAAGGACUUCUUGGCCGAGGCUCAAAUAAUGAAGAAACUACGCCACACCAAGCUCAUACAGCUAUAUGCGGUCUGCACCGUCGAAGAGCCCAUCUAUAUUAUAACAGAGCUCAUGAAGCAUGGUUCCCUAUUGGAAUAUCUGCAAGCAAUUGCAGGCAAAUGUCGUAGCAUCAAAAUGCAAACGCUGAUCGAUAUGGCUGCCCAAAUAGCCGCUGGCAUGGCCUAUUUGGAAUCGCAGAACUAUAUACACAGAGAUUUGGCGGCGCGUAAUGUUCUCGUUGGCGAUGGGAAUAUCGUAAAGAUUGCCGAUUUCGGUUUGGCACGACUAAUCAAGGAGGAUGAAUACGAGGCACGCGUGGGCGCACGCUUCCCCAUUAAAUGGACAGCGCCAGAGGCGGCCAAUUAUAGUAAAUUCUCAAUUAAAUCGGAUGUGUGGAGCUUUGGCAUUUUACUCACCGAACUGGUCACCUACGGACGCAUACCCUAUCCAGGCAUGACCAAUGCCGAAGUAUUAACCCAGGUGGAGCACGGCUAUCGUAUGCCCAUGCCGCCCAAUUGUGAACAGCGUCUGUACGAGAUUAUGCUGGAGUGCUGGCACAAGGAUCCGAUGCGCAGACCCACAUUCGAAACCUUGCAAUGGAAGCUCGAGGACUUCUAUACAUCCGAUCAGAGUGACUAUAAGGAGGCGCAGGCCUACUGAUAAAUGCUUUAUGCGCCCGCUGCCAAACAUUGGCAAACUGGCUGCAACAGAGUGGCGCCCGGCGCUGCAGCCAGCCAAGCGGAGCAGACCAACAACAGCAACAACAACAAGAAGAAGAACGAAACAUAAAGCAAACGUGCGCCGUAAAACAGCAACCCAAAACGGACAAUUCUUAUUUAAUUACUUAUUUCAGUUUUGCACACAUUUUCUAUGGCAUCAUAAAGAAACAAAGGAAAGGCAAAUAUGUAAUCCCACGCUCCACCAAGAGCUGAGUGUACGUCUAGAUAUCAAUAUAUAUAUAUAUAUAUUGAGAUAUCUAUAUAUAUAUACAAACAUAUAUAAAUAUAUAGGAAUUACAUGUUAUUAGCGUUUAAGGCAGGAGGAUUUUAGUGUUUAGGGCAGGCGGAUUGCAGUGUGCUAAGAAUGAAAGUAUAUAUAUAUAUAAAUAGAUAUAUAUACAUAUUUAUAUAUAUAUAUAUAAAAAAUUAUAUGUAUGUGUAUUAAUAUUUGUAUUUUUGAUUUCAAAACACUUCUUUUGUUUCAUAAAACGCAUGUACAUUUAUAUAGCUGUGUAUGUAACAUAUAUCGUCAUGAUUUAUUCAAUCGAGCGCUAUUCUAGAACGCUGAUUUAUAUAAAGUGCAUAUAUCUAUAUAACAGAUGUAUUACUAAUCAUAUGGCGCACGCAUACAUAUACAUAUAGUUCACAUAUAUAUAUAUAUAUAUAUAUACGAAACGCAUAAAGUCACAGUUUUUUAUAGGAUCUUUAUAUGCAUAUUUGUUCUUUUUAGUUAUUUAGCCAUUAUAAACGAUAUUUAAAUACUUAUAUAUUUAUGCUUUUAGUUAAAAACAUUACGUGUCUUACCUUACAAACACACACAUAUACACACAUACACACACAUACACACACACACACACACACACACGCACACACACUCAACAUAAUCAACGACAUAUAUGCUUUAUCUUUAUCGUAUAAUCGUAAAAAGCAAAACAAAAAACAAAAAUGAAAAAAGAAAGUAAAUGUAAAACGAUUAAAAGUAAUUAAUAAUGCAAUGCAAUAAAGUAAACUCCAUAUUAUUAAUGUUAUACAUUUUAAUUGUAAUUUUUAACCAUUAAAUUAAACGCAUUCAAACACGAA